AUGCCAUCUCUGCACCUGACAAAUAGUCAAAUCGACAUCAUUGUCAGGGAAUGGCAAGUAUACCAUGUUGACAAAGAUGUUGAAGAAAUAACUAAAUCUUUUUUGUGCAACACCAAUGAUGAAAAUGCUGCAGUAGAAUGCGAUUGGAAGGUAUUAGAAGACUUCAUUUCAAAAGAACAAGAACUGUGGAACAAAGUAGAAUCCGAAUUAGAUGAAAGUGAAAAGCCUGUGCUUGAUGGUUUGGAAAUUGAAAUAAAGUUGCCAAAAUUCAUUUUAGAAGAAAUGUCUGUGUCAGAAAAGGAAAUUUAUUCAAGCCUAAAAAAGCAGAGAAAAGUGUCUAUAAUUGGAUCUGUACAAAUCUGUAUAAUUCUACUGAAAUAUUUUUCAAGGAUUGUUAAGGAAGGCGACUUUUCCAAGAUCAAAGGAGUAUCUAUCGAUGACGUAACUGUAAUGGAAGAGUGCAUGACUGAUUUAAAAUCGCUGAAUGCGAAGCUUUGCAGUGAGGUUUUACCAAGCACAAUCAGGCAUGUUGAAAAACUUCAAGAAUCUCUAGGCACAGCUAAUGCAUCUGGGGAAUUUGCGAAUUUUUCUCAAGAAUUUAUGUCUCAAGCCAAAGUUACUAAUUCUGAAUGUAUCAACAAAGAAUCAGUUCUAAAUGUGACUGAGAGAUUAAUAAAGGCUCCAGAAAAAGAGUUAACCAAAUGUGAUACUUUCUUGAAUGAAAGUGUUGAUGAAAAGGAAUUCAUGUUGAGAUUGCCUAAAUCUGAAGAACAGUUUCCUUUCAAUGUAUUGCCACCUCAGAUUACCAGUUCAGUUUCUGGUAUUGAAUCUACUAACAAUUAUUUGUUCAAAAAGAUUGCUGAAACAUCUGUAUUUUCUCCUACAUCUACGUUCUCACCUACAUCUAUAUUUUCACCAGCUUCGGCGUUACCUGGUGUGGAAAUUAAUGAAGAAGUCAGUUCGUCUUCUGAGAAGACAGAUUGUUCUUUAAACCUUGCUGUUCCAUUUUCCCCUUUGAUAUCCGAUGGACGAAAAAGUCAUUUGGCCGCAGAAGGUUGCAAAAUGAAUGAAAGUGGUCUAUCAGAAGAUUUGAACUCGAUGACGCUACCUAAUGUAUCGUUAUUGGACUGAUGUAUUUAUUGGAUGAAAUACUUCAAUGUGGCUGGACACAUGAAGUUUAAAUUAUGUCUGUUGUUUAAUAACUCAA
Molecule: messenger RNA, 1207 nt
Organism: Uloborus diversus
Lineage: Eukaryota; Metazoa; Arthropoda; Arachnida; Araneae; Uloboridae
Exons: 11
Coding region: 1-1131 (376 amino acids)
Source: RefSeq, a predicted model, not a curated record